Messenger RNA from Phyllostomus hastatus (greater spear-nosed bat), 4764 nucleotides. RefSeq names its product Nik related kinase (gene NRK). The record is from RefSeq and is a predicted model, not a curated record. NCBI's taxonomy places the organism in Eukaryota, Metazoa, Chordata, Mammalia, Chiroptera, Phyllostomidae.
AAGUUGAAGCCAUGGCGGGACUUCGGGGUUGGAGGGACAAGUCGAUCACGGAUUUGGGCCACUUGCCGGAUCCAACUGGAAAAUUCUCACUGGAUAAAACCAUUGGCCUAGGUACUUAUGGCAGAAUCUAUUUGGGACUUCAUGAAAAGACUGGUGUAUUUACAGCUGUUAAGGUGAUGAAUGCUUGUAAGACACCUUUACCUGAAGUAGGAAGACAAGUGAAAGUAAAUAAAUAUCAGAAGUCUGUUGGAUGGAGAUACAGUAAACGAAUACCUCUGAUCUUUGAAAGAGAAGCUAUUAAGGAGCAGUACACCAUGAGAAGAUUCAGAGGACCUAGUUGUACUCAUGAGCUUCUGAGACUCCCAAGCAGCAAUAGAUGCAGACCACUUAGAGCACUGCAUGGAGAGCCCUCUCAGCCAAUGUGGUUACCUGAUCAAGAAGAGCCAUGGGUCCAAGCACUAGAGCAUCUACAGGGAGCAACCAUGAUGUUCAAGCCACUACAGGGUCAGGACAAUGUACUUAGGUCCCUGGAGGGGCAAGCCCAGGCAAAUCAGUAACUACAAGGGGCAGCUCAAUUGUUCAUGCCACUACAAGCUAAGGUUAAGGCUAAACCAUCUAGGCCCCUACAGAGGAAGAUUAAAGCACCUCCACGACUACAGAGGGCAGCCUGGAUGUUCAUGCCACUACAUGCUCAGGUUAAAGCAUCUAGGCCUCUACAGCUACAGGUCCAGGUACCCAAAGAACAGCAAGGUCAGGUCCAGCCUCAAGCACUAGAAGAACCCCAGGAUCUGGACCAGGUACCAGAGGGAUUUCAAAGGGAAGAUCAGCUACAUGAACAACAACAAAGGAAAGGCCAAACCCAUGAACAACAGCAGGGGCAGAACCAGGUGCCCAAACAUCCAGCAGUACAGGAACAGGCCACUGAGCCCACACAGGCAAAGACUGAAGCAGAGGAACCAGACUCAUUACAAGUAUAUGCCCAGCUACUGUUGCCUCUACUGUCACAGAACCACCACGUGCUGUUGCAACUACAUUUGGAUACUUGGGUUCUCAUUCCAUUAGAGGGGCAAACCAAAGAGUCACUUCCAGCACAGGUGUGGGCACUAGAACCCCCACAGGCAUUUGGCUCAGUUCAAGUACUGAUAGAGGGACUAUCAAGAAACUUAUUUCAAGCACCAAACUCACAUAACCCCAAGCCACUUGGUCCACUGCAAACACUGUUGGAAAAUCUGUCAUCAAACAUGUUUUACUCUCAACCAGAACAGGCACAAAAUAAAAAAUCAAAGGUUUCUAGUCUAAGGAAGGCAUUGGCAAAAAGACUAUCACCAAAGAGGUUCUUGGCAAAAUUAUCACAGAGACCUGCAGAGUUUGAGCUCUCAUAUUUAGAAGCCUACAGGCAAAGGUGCCAACACAAAUGGGAGGAUAUCUUUAAUCAACAUGAGGAAGAACUGAGACAAGUUGCAAAUAGCAAAGAAAAUGAAUCAUCAGAAAAUGAUGAAGUAUUUAAUUUGAUUCAGUCUGAACUCCAAAUAGAACCAUUUGUCCAACCAUAUCUCCCAAAUCCUAAAGGAAAUGAGGAACAUAAAGCAUUAAUGCAAGUCAAGAUAUUUCAGGGAAAAGGGUUGAAGCAUGCUGAGUUGUACAUUCCCUUUAUGAAUGUUAGCACAUGGCACAUACUUUUCUGCCUUUUCAUUAGUGUUCUUCAGUGGUCUUUUUUGGAACAAGAUGAGAAGCCCCUUGACACCAGACAAAGAAGUUUGCAAAAUCCUCAAAAUUGCCCAGCAGCAUCAGAAUCUUCCAAGGAAGAAAGUCCAGUAAUUGGGACAAGAUACCAGUCAUCGUCUCCUAAUUCUACAAUUGAUCAGAAGUUGCUGGUUGAUGUCCAUAUUCCAGAUGGAUUUAAAGUAGGAAAAAUAUCAUGCCCCAUUUACAUGGCAAAUGAAUGGAUAGGCUAUAAUGUACUCUCUGAAAUCUUCUGGAAUGAUUGGUUGACUCCUGCACCUUUCAUUCAGCCACCUGAAGAAGAUGAUGAGUGUGUUGAACUCUGUGAUGCUGGUACUGAUACUGAUGGUGAUGAUUAUGAUUCAAAUGAUAUAUUUGAAGAUACCUAUGACCAUGGCAAUGGCAGUGAUGCUGUAGAUAACAGGGUUGGGCAGACUAACGAUGCCAGUGAAAACCAUGGUGAUGGUAAUAAUGAUGAAGUUGUUGAUGACAAAGAUAAUAAGCAUGAUCGUACUUUUAAUUGGCAAAGGUCAAGCUAUGGUCAGAGUGGAAACUGGAAGAACAGUGGUAGAGAUGGAGGUGAUGCAGGAGAAGAAACUUGCAGCACCUAUGGAAGCCAGAGAACUAGUAGAAACCAUGUAGAAUUUGCAGCAAGUGAGAACAAUGCAGCUUUUUGAGAUCAUAAAGGAGAUAUAGCCAGUAUAGGAAGCAGGAAGGGCAUGGAGGGCAAUAGAGGUAAAGGGGUCAAUGAAACCAAUGAAGAGAGUGAAGCUCUUGAACUCAAUAAAGGAGAAAAUUGCUCAAAGAAAGAUUGUCCAGGAUUGGAGAGAAUAGCAUUGUAAGACUUUGAACAUCAAUGGGAGGAGUCAGUUGGUAGUAGUGAGGCCUCAAGCGCCAUUUCCUCAGAUACUGCACCCACAGUACCUGAUGAUGAAAAUGACAAUAUGGACAUAUUGGGAGCAUCAACAGAAUCAUGUUUUUCUGCCAUCCAGUCAUCAUUUUCCAAUCUUUCUGGGAGGGCUGCAAAUGCUGAGUUUGCUAGUGCCAUCUUAUAUGCUGGGUUAGUGGAAGUAUCUGAGAAAUCACCUAAGAAACCAUCUGAAGUCCAUGUUAAGCCACUAUAUGUCUCUCCUGCAUGUAAAAAGACACUAAUCCACAUGUAUGAAAAGGAAUUCACUUCUGAGAUGUUCUGUGAUUCUUUGUGGGGAGUGAAUUUGCUGUUGGGAACCCGAUCUAAUCUGUAUCUAAUGGACAGAAAGGGAAAGGCAGAUAUUACAAAACUUAUAAAGCAAAGACCAUUCCACCAGAUUCAAGUUGUAGAGCCACUCAAUUUGUUGAUUACCAUCUCUGGCCAUAAAAACACAUUUCAGAUAUAUCAUUUGACCUGACUGAGGAAUAAGAUUUUGAAUGAUGAUCCAGAAAGUAAAAGAAAAGAGGAAAAACUAAAGACAGAGGGAGCCUGAAAAGCCAUUGAUAAGUUAGCAGGCUGUGAACACUUCAGUGUAUUCCAACAUGCAGAAACAACAUAUAUCACGAUUGUUCUGAAAUCAUCAAUUCACCUUUAUGUAUGGGCACCAAAGACCUUUGGUGAAAGCAUUGCUAUUAAAGUAUGCAUUGAUCACUCAGCAGACUCCAAAGGAGACUACAUGUCCUAUGAAGCCUAUAUAUGAGUACUGGCAAAAAUAUAGGCAACUGAUCCAAAGAACCAUUUUAAGAGACCACAUGAGCUCCUUAACUUGCUGAAGCUCAAAGUAUGUCCAACACUUGAUCAUAAACCAAUGACAGUUGAUUCGGCUAUUGGUUCUGAAGAAAGACUAAAAGUUUUCUUCAGCUCAACAGAUGGAUACCACAUCAUUGAUGAAUAAGCUGAGGUUAUGUCUGAUAUGAUCCUGCCAAAUAAUCCUAUGAAAAUCAUUAUACCACAGAAUAUCAUCAUUUUACCUCAUUCCUUGGGAGUUGGCAUGAUGCUCACCUUCAAUGUUGAAGCCCUUUCUAUGAAAGCAAAUGAACACCUCUUCAAGAACAUCCUUGAAGUGUGGAAAGACAUACCAUCUUCAGCAGCUUAUGCAUGUACACAGAGAACCACAGGAUGGGGCCAAAAGGCCAUUGAAGUCCACUCUUUGCAAUCAAGGCUCCUGGAAAAUGAAUUGAAGCACAGGUCAAGUAAGAAGCUGAGAUUUCUAUGUACUCGAGGUGACAAGCUGUUCUUUACUUCUAUCCUGCAUAAUUGCCACAGCCGGGUUUACUUUAUGACCCUUGGAAAAUUUGAAGAGCCACAAAGCAAUUAUGGUAUUUAAAAGGUUCCAAUGAUUUAUUACAACAUUUACAAAUAUCAUAAACAUGCAAUUUGCAUCUUAAAAUUUAUGAGGUUAAAUGAGCAUGCAAUUGUAUUAUUAGGGAAAAAUUAAAUCAGACAGACACCUUUAAUGUACCACAGAAUAGUUCUAAUGAGAAAUGGAGCUUAAUGUGUAAAAUGAACUACAGCAAGCUCUAUGUACUCCAGUGGUGUACAAUGUCUUUUGCACAAAUUUUGUAAUUUUUGUUACUGUGAGUUCAAACAUUUUUCUUUGGAUGGUUUAGACAGUAUCUGUGUUCAGAUUUUUAUAACACAGAGUAAAGAAAUCUGUAUUGAGUUAGAUUUCAGGCAACUUUGAAAAGAAUUGCCCCUGAAUGAGGUUUUUAAAAAAAAAAUAAAUGUAACAACAAACUAUACAGUAAUUUUCAAAGUCAUAUAAAGGACUAAAGAUUAUAUUAUAAGAUGCAAAUAAUAAGGACUAUGAUAUAAACCAGACUAAGGACUACAUGACUGGAGAAAACUACAGUGGUAAAGGGGGAAAAACCAUCAAUUUUCUCAUUGCUCCAUGACAGUUAAGCACACAGUUAGAAACCAAAUGGAUUCUUUUCACCACAAGCUAAGCUGGUUUUCUCCCUAUAAGAAGAAAGAAAAUCACCCUGGCUGGCAUAGCUCAGUGGAUUGAGCACAGGCUGCGAACCAAAGUGUCACAGGUUCAAUUCCCAGUCAGGGUACAUGCCAGGGUUGCA